AUGUCCGAGCAGGAACCACUUCUUCCGACGAGCAGCUCUUACGACCGCGAUGUCGACCAAGGCGGUACUAGCAAAGAAGCAUCCUGGAAAGAGUGGACCGCGGAGUUGCUAGAAUCACCCAAACUGCACAAGGCAGUCAUCACGCUGGCUCGUACUCUUUUCACUCCUUGCGUCUUGAUUGACUCUGCCUGCGUCCUGGGCGACCUCGGCUACACCUUUCUGAAGGAGAACUGCGUCCCCGAGGACAACCAGCCAGUCUGGCUGACCGUGCUCUCCCACAUCUCGCUCGCCAUCACCACGUUCUUCCUCGUUGAAAUCCCUCUCACGAUAUGGGCGCAAGGCUGGAGGUAUUACAAGCCCGGCGGACAGGCACUGCAUUCGUCGUUGCACUUCUUUGAUGCUGUCGUAAUCGUCACGACAUUUGUCCUUGAGGUCGUUCUUCGAGGACGCGAGAGGGAGCUAGCAGGGCUGCUCAUUAUCCUUCGACUCUGGCGUUUGGUGAAGUUGGUCCAAGGUAUCGCUGUUAGUGCGGGCGAACUCGAGGAGGAUAAUGUGCGCCAGUUGGAGGAAACGAGGAGAGAGCUGGAAGGAAUGAUUGUCGCAUUAGCUGAUACCCGUGAAGAGAACCGAAAGCUGCGUCUGCGCAUCCACGAGCUCGAGGUCCAUGCACAGCCGCAAGACGAGGAACCUCCAUCUACGGAAGAUUAA
Messenger RNA from Rhodofomes roseus, 708 nucleotides. RefSeq lists its product as uncharacterized. Bases 1 to 708 code for a protein of 235 amino acids. Gene Ontology annotation, molecular function: voltage-gated proton channel activity. Gene Ontology annotation, cellular component: plasma membrane. The record is from RefSeq and is a predicted model, not a curated record. The transcript is spliced from 3 exons. Lineage: Eukaryota; Fungi; Basidiomycota; Agaricomycetes; Polyporales; Fomitopsidaceae. Gene Ontology annotation, biological process: proton transmembrane transport.